AUGAACACGUCCAGCUCGCUUCGUCUGCUGCGGCAAGUGCCUCGCCUCAACAGCUUGCGUGCCGCUCCCUCGAGCAUCACCCCAUAUCCGUCCCUCGUCCGACCUUUGUCCUCAACCUCCUCCCGCUGCAUCAAGGUCACUCCUCGCCAAUUUGACAAAGAUGAUCCGUAUCAUAAAGUCUCCACGGAGGCCACCGGUACAUCGGCUGGCCCCCAUGAAGGCUCAGCUGCCCGGACCGAUCGAGACAUUGUGGUGGAAUACCCCCCAGAAGAGGAAUUUCCUCGGGACAGACCGUUGCGCGGAAGAGGAGGGAUCCAAUAUGUGAGGACGUUGCCGACCUUCAGUCUCGAAGGCAGGACGGCGGUGGUGACUGGGGGUGCACGAGGGCUCGGAUUGGUCAUGGGCCAAGGCUUGGUUCAAUCUGGAGCAGAUCUGGCGAUUGUCGAUCUGAACAAGGAGGAAGCUGAAAAGCAGGCCGCAGAACUCAUGUCGAUGAUGACCAAGGAAAACACGGACAGUGGCUCCGAGGACUACGUCCCCAAGGUGACAGCACACUAUGCCGAUGUCUCCGACCCAGAAUCCGUUAAUGCAUGCAUCGCCGAAAUUCUCAAAGAGCACGGCAAAAUCGACCACUUGGUGACCUCGGCCGGCUUCACGGAGAACUUUUCUGCUGAGACCUACCCGUAUGAGCGCAUGAAGAAACUCUGGGGCGUCAAUGUCGACGGGACAUAUCUGUUUAGCACUGCCGUGGGAAGGCAUCUGAUGGAACGCAACAUCACCCACGGGAGUAUUGUCAUGAUUGGCAGCAUGUCUGGUGCAAUUGUCAAUGUACCUCAACCCCAGGCGCCGUACAAUGCGGCGAAGGCGGCGGUUAGACAUCUUGCCGCCAGUUUGGCCGUGGAAUGGGCACACGCUCAUAUCCGAGUGAAUUGCAUCAGCCCUGGUUACAUGUUGACGGCUUUGACCCGCAAAAUCCUGGACGACAACCCAGAGCUCAACAAAACUUGGACAUCCUUGAUCCCCGUCGGCAAGAUGGGUUCUCCUGAGGAUCUCCAGGGAGCGGUGGUAUACCUCCUGAGCGACGCCAGUCGCUAUGUCACGGGUGCAGACUUGCGAGUGGACGGAGGAUACACCUGCACAUAA
This is a messenger RNA of Fonsecaea erecta, 1143 nucleotides long. RefSeq lists its product as hypothetical. Gene Ontology annotation, molecular function: oxidoreductase activity, acting on NAD(P)H, oxygen as acceptor. Gene Ontology annotation, cellular component: intracellular anatomical structure. The coding region runs from base 1 to 1143 and encodes 380 amino acids. The record is from RefSeq and is a predicted model, not a curated record. Lineage: Eukaryota; Fungi; Ascomycota; Eurotiomycetes; Chaetothyriales; Herpotrichiellaceae. The transcript has 4 exons.